Amphibalanus amphitrite is the source of this 642-nucleotide messenger RNA. RefSeq names its product shematrin-like protein 2. The transcript has 4 exons. The record is from RefSeq and is a predicted model, not a curated record. Bases 47 to 427 code for a protein of 126 amino acids. NCBI's taxonomy places the organism in Eukaryota, Metazoa, Arthropoda, Thecostraca, Balanomorpha, Balanidae.
GCAACAUAGGCACAGUCAACACAGACCAGUCACCGAGCAACACAACAUGAUCAAGUUUGUCGUUCUCGCCCUGUGUGUGGCCGCCGCGGCUGCCGACGGUGGAUAUGGUGGUGGAUAUGGUGCCCAGAGCCACGUCAGCGUCCAACAAUACAAUCCCUGGGGCAGCAGCAAAUAUGGAGUUCAUCAGACUCACGCCAAGUUUGCCGGCCAUGGUGGCGGAUACGGCGGAUACGGAGGAUACGGCAAGUUUGUCGGAGGACACGCCAAAAUCUUCGCUCAGGCCAAGGGAUCUAGUGGAUAUGGACAUGGUGGAUAUGACGGUGGAUACGGCGGAUACGGCGGUGGAUACGGCGGAUACGGCGGUGGAUAUUCCUACAAGUACAGCGCUGAUGUCGGACAUGACGGAUACGGUGGAUACGGCCACUAAAAUUAUCUUGUUCUCCCCGCUGAGCUCAUAGAAAAGAGGUAAAUGUCAAGUGCUAGAUGUGUAUGUAUGUAUGUAUGUAUGUAUGUAUGUAUGAAUGGCUGGGUGUAUGUAUGUAAUUGUAUGUAUGUAUUAACAUCAAAAGCCUUCCGGCAUAUAGCCUGGCGAUUAUGGCAUUGAACGUUACUGUAGAAUGCGAAAUAUAUUGUGAUGCAAUG